This is a messenger RNA of Salvelinus namaycush (lake trout), 522 nucleotides long. Its product is annotated as gamma-crystallin B-like. The record is from RefSeq and is a predicted model, not a curated record. Gene Ontology annotation, molecular function: structural constituent of eye lens. NCBI's taxonomy places the organism in Eukaryota, Metazoa, Chordata, Actinopteri, Salmoniformes, Salmonidae. The transcript has 3 exons. Bases 1 to 522 code for a protein of 173 amino acids. Gene Ontology annotation, biological process: visual perception; lens development in camera-type eye.
AUGGGAAAGAUAAUUUUCUACGAAGACAGAAACUUCCAGGGUCACUCUUAUGAGUGCGGUGGAGAAUGCUCUGACCUCCAUGCCCACUUCAGCCGCUGCAACUCCAUCAAGGUGGAGAGCGGCAACUGGAUGGUGUACGAGAGGCCCAGCUACAUGGGCUAUCAGUACUUCCUGAAGGAAGGCGAGUUCUCCGACUACCAGCGUUGGAUGGGCUUCAAUGACUGCGUCAGGUCCUGCCGCAUGAUCCCCCAGCACCAAGGAUCUCACCGUAUGAGAAUCUUUGAGCGCUCCGAGUUCGGAGGACAGAUGACAGAGUUGACGGACGACUGCCCCAACCUCUACGAGCGCUUCCAUUACAAUGACAUCUACUCCUGCAAUGUGAUGGAGGGCUCCUGGCUUUUGUAUGAGCACCCCGACUACAGGGGGCGCCAGUACCUGCUGACCCCGGGAGAGUACAGGAGAUACAACGAGUGGGGAAGCAUGAGCGCCAGAGUGGGCUCCAUCAGACGUAUUGCUAUGUAA